CCCAUAAAAACUAUCAGAUGGUUAGAGGAAGGACAUGGAGGCAGCUACUUAGCUCACCUUAAUCGAGCCAGAGAGGAGAGAGGAGCUCGAUCCAUUGAGCUGGCGGAGGAAGAGGAAGUCUGUGUUCCUGUAGGCUGUGAAGAAGUGAAGAUCAGAGCUCCUGGAAGAAGAACAAGAAGAAGAAGGGUUGUUUUUAGAGAGGAACACCAACCAAGACUUGGCUUUUCCACCCUAAACCAGCGGAUUGUCCAUGCACCAACUUGUUCCUCCCUGUGUUGUAACUUCAUGACUUGUCCACACGUAGAGAGUCGCUAACUUUCCGGACUUCCACUCUCAGAUCUUUCAAAACACACACACACACAAAAGAGAACUACCUCGGUGCUGAAGUGAACGAGGACCAGGAAGCCUCCAGGAUGCCUCGCCCGGGCAGGAACACUUACAGCGACCAGAAGCCGCCCUACUCCUACAUCUCCCUGACGGCCAUGGCCAUCCAGAGCUGCCCGGAGAAGAUGCUGCCGCUGAGCGAGAUCUACAAGUUCAUCAUGGACAGGUUCCCGUACUACCGCGAGAACACGCAGCGCUGGCAGAACUCCCUCCGCCACAACCUGUCGUUCAACGACUGCUUCAUCAAGAUCCCGCGGCGGCCCGACCAGCCGGGCAAAGGCAGCUUCUGGGCGCUGCACCCCAACUGCGGCGACAUGUUCGAGAACGGCAGCUUCUUGCGGCGCCGCAAGCGCUUUAAGGUGGUCACUCCGGACCCGCUGACGGCGGUCGGUGCCAAACCCUCGGAGGCGGCGCACUACCUGCAGCAGCAGCACGCCAAGCUGCGGCUGAGCGCGCUGGCCGCCACCGGAGCGCACCUGCCGCCGGUGGCCGGCUACAACCUGGGCGCCGCGUCGCCCGCCUCCACCUUCAAGCACCCGUUCGCCAUCGAGAACAUAAUCGCACGCGAGUACAAGGUGCCCGGCGGCCUGGCCUUCUCGGCCGUGCAGUCCGUGUCGGCGGGCUACCCGCUGCACGGGCAGCUGAGCAGCGCGUGGCCGCACAUGUACGGAGCCGCGGACACGGCCGCGCCCAUCUCCAUGGCGAGCGGCGACUACGGCGCGUACGGCGUGCCCAUCAAGUCGCUGUGCCACGGCGGCCAGACGCUGCCCGCCAUCCCCGUGCCCAUCAAGGCCACACCGGCGUCUGUGGCCGGCCUGUCGGCGCUGCCGCACCACCUUCCCGCCUUCCUCUCGAACUCGCCGCAGUCGCUGAGCCCCACGUCGCCGCACGCCGCCGCCAGCCAAAGCAGCCCGGGCGCGCCGAGCGACGCGCUCACCAGCCCCGCCGCCCUGCAGUCCGUGGCCGUGCACUGA
Messenger RNA from Colossoma macropomum (tambaqui), 1358 nucleotides. RefSeq names its product forkhead box B1a (gene foxb1a). The coding region runs from base 414 to 1358 and encodes 314 amino acids. The record is from RefSeq and is a predicted model, not a curated record. Gene Ontology annotation, molecular function: RNA polymerase II cis-regulatory region sequence-specific DNA binding; DNA-binding transcription factor activity, RNA polymerase II-specific. Gene Ontology annotation, biological process: anatomical structure morphogenesis; regulation of transcription by RNA polymerase II; cell differentiation. Lineage: Eukaryota; Metazoa; Chordata; Actinopteri; Characiformes; Serrasalmidae. The transcript has a single exon.